ACGUGACUUCAUUGUCAGCUCCAAAUCAAGUCGUCGAGUCUGAUAGGUAGGAUCAAACACACGUCCUAAACGAUAAAAAUUCUGCAAUACUUAUUAGAAGAUGGCAAGUGAUUUGCAACAGAAAACUGAAAUGGAUACUGAUACAAAAAUUAUAAUUAUAAGUGUAUGUAUGGACGAAACAACGCAAUUAUAUAAUGCUUUGAGGCAAAUGUUACAACAAACAUUUGAUGAGACAAAAGUACACGACAGUAUACAUUGUAUAAACACACAAAAUAUAGAGGAACUAAAGGAAAAACUAAUUUUUUAUACUGAUUCGAAUCCGACCGAUAUCAUUCUCGUACUUAGUGCACACUCAUUAAAAGAUAGCAUAAAUGAAGCAAUUGAUGAAGUCAACGAUACAGAAACUGCAAUCGUAAAAUUUUUUGCAACAAUUCCAAUACUUCUAGAGUCCAGUAUUUCUGAAUCUCUAAACUAUGCAUAUCACAAAAAUACAUUAAUUUUUUUCGCAUUUGGCAACGAAUCAGACAUAACAAACAUUGUAAAAAAAACUAAAGAUUCAAUGGUACUUGCCGCAUAUUUGUUACGAAAUAUUCAUCCAAAUUGUAACAAGUCUAAUCAUCCAUACGAGGGGAAAAACCAAAUAAUAUCGAGCAGUUGUAGCGAUCAAUUCUCUGCUCCAAAAGGAGAAGAAAAAGAAGAAAUGUCAACAUUGCCUACUUCAACAUUUGAUAAAAACAUACAAACAGAAGACGAGAUGUCGUGCAGUAUAUCCGAACAAUCCUCUUCUCAAAAAGAGGAUGAAGAAAUAAAUAUGUCUACAUCAUCUUAUUCAAGUAGUCCUAAAAAUUCACAAAUGGGCAAACACGACAUAAAUGCAUCUACAAGCCAAAUUACAUGUCCUCCCAUAAUUUCUGUAGACGAAGCAUUAACAACAAUGUUAUACGGAAUAAUAGAAAAUGUAGAUGAAAGCGUAUUGACUGAAACUGUGGACAUAAAAGACGCCUUUGACAGACAAUUAUUAGAUUCAGUAAUAUGCCACAGUAAUGUGCCAUCAUUUUCAGUUGCGACAAAACGCGGAUAUGCAGUAGUAGUAGAAAAAAUAAGAAAAAUGGAAGGGAUAUCAGAUGAGUCAAGCAAAAUCAAUUCGAUUAUACUUGAUCCUGUCACUACUAAAUGGGUAAACAGUGGAGAAUUUAUUCCUUCGGAAGCAACUGCGGUUAUACCAGAGGACAAUGUAGCAAUUUCUUAUGAUGACAAGGGAAACGAAAUUAAAACAACGUCACAUUCGAUAAUAGAUAGACAAAAUAUUAAACUUCCAGGUAGCGAUAUAAAAAAAGAAGAAGUAAUUGUACGUUCUAAUGUACGUAUGGGUUCAAUGGAAAUAGGACUUCUGACAGCGUGUGGCUGGAAACAAGUGGAUGUUAUUAAAGAAAAAUCUAUUGGUGUGCUGACUAUUGAACAUAAGUUGCAGAAACAUAGAGAACCUUUACAACCAAAAUAUGACAGCAAUCGGGCAUUUUUAAUCUCAAAUCUACUAAAAGAAAAUGGUUUUAAUUCUUCGGAUUUUGGAAUUUUUCCUAAAAAUUCGGCAAUUAUAAUACAAAACAUCACAGCAGCUCUAGAAACUGCAGAUUUACUUGUAAUAAUUCGCUGUUCUAAAGAUAAAGACCUUUUGAAUCGUAUUUUAGAACACGAAUUUAAAGCAACAUUAUACUUUGAAAAUGUUAACAUAAAGCCGGGAAGAUCAACGACAUUUGCAUCAUGCAGCUUUGACUGCAAAAUGAAGUAUAUCUUAUGUUUGCCAAGUAAACCAGAAUCCGUUCUCGUCACCGCGCAUUUAUUUCUUUUACCUCUUAUUAAAAUGCUACACUCCAAUACCGAUGAGAAGUUCACUAAAGUGUUGGCUAAGAUAACACGAGAAUUGCCUUUACAUUUACAUUCACGUCCACGAUACGUGUGGGCGACUUUAUUAUGGUCGAAGAAAAAAAAAUAUGCAGAAAUUUAUUGCAGAAAUAAUGUGACCAGUGAUAAAUUAUCCAAAAUUAUAAAUACUAAUGCACUCUUAAUAUUACCAGCAAAAAAACCGGGGGUAGAUACGCUGGCGGAUCCAAUAUUUGUACCAGCAAUACUAAUCAAAUUGCCAACUAUAUAUAAAUAAAACAGAUUUUUCAAUAGUUAGUAUCAUUCAGAAGUAAAAUACCAGUCUAUACACUUUGACAAUCGUUAUACAUUCUUUUAUUACUUUAAUAGAACAAUUUUUACAACAUAAUGAACAAGAGAGAGUGUACGAUACAAUAUGUAUGUCAGAUAGCAUAUUCAUUUCCAUUAAUGUAUUGCUCUAGUAUUAAUAUUUCUAUGAUAUUUGAAUAUUUUGUAAUGUGUUUACGAAUAAUAUUUUAAUGUACUAUAACUAAGAA
This is a messenger RNA of Linepithema humile (Argentine ant), 2417 nucleotides long. RefSeq names its product gephyrin-like. The record is from RefSeq and is a predicted model, not a curated record. Gene Ontology annotation, molecular function: molybdopterin molybdotransferase activity. Gene Ontology annotation, cellular component: dendrite; cytoplasm; cytosol. Lineage: Eukaryota; Metazoa; Arthropoda; Insecta; Hymenoptera; Formicidae. Gene Ontology annotation, biological process: gamma-aminobutyric acid receptor clustering; molybdenum incorporation into molybdenum-molybdopterin complex; Mo-molybdopterin cofactor biosynthetic process.